CCAGGCAAGCAGGAGGCUAGUGAUCAAGUGAAGACCUUUGGGGUCCCUGAGGAUACCAAGUGGUUAGAAAUUACGUCAGAACGAGAUGGAUGCUCAGGUGAAGGGUUCCUGGCAAAGUGCAGCAUCUAGAGUAGAGCAGGGAACACUCCCUGCCUGCUAAAGUGACCAACCGCGCAGUUAGAAGUGAAGCAAUUGCGGGGACUCUGUGGUAGGGCCGUGAUCUGCUUCUGGUCUGGGAGCAUUAGCACUGCUCCGACCGCCUGUGUGGUCCACGCCUGUCAUGCCAUCCGGCUGAGGGUCUGGCCUCCGAGGAGAAGGCAGAUCCUGAGCACCUUGGGCCCCUGGGAGCUCGAGGGACUUGGCCAGCCAUAGCUGGAAGGACCUGACCCAGGACUCCCGAGGCCAGUUUCCCGGCCCUCACACCGUCCUGCUCCUCCAGCCCCGCCAGUGUAACAAUUACGUGCAGCGCGCCUUCGUUGAGGAGCACCGGGGUCAGAGCUCUGAACCAAAGGAACAAAGAUUGUCAAAAACUCAGGCCAUGAGCAGUAGGAGCAGAGAAAAAAAGACCUAAGGAUGUUCAGCUGAAAGGAUCCUGCCCAGCCUCCAAGUAUAUGAGCUAUUCCGUAGCAUAUCCAAGUCUGUCCUCCUCUUAUUUGCAAUAUUUAUCAAGCUGUGAUUAGCUCUGUGACCAGUACUGUGCUGGAAGCCCUGGGCACUUCAUAGUCUCAUAGUUGGGCAGGUAAAUACCCCAAGAAAUGCCUGUGGAAUCACACGUAGCAAAGCUAGGGGCCGUGAAGUUAUGAUUUGUUAUCAAUCAGUGUUGGAUUUGCACCCCUCGUUUAUGUACCUGGGGUCACAUAGAAAUUCCUUGAGUGAAAGAGGUCGUGAUUGGGCAGCCAAGCCCUUCCUUCUAUAGAGGAGGCUGAGCGAUCAGUCUGACUGGCUGGGGAGCUGCAUCCAGGGCUUCCUGACUCCAGGGGCAGGGAGUCACUACACCGUGGCCCUUGAUACUAAGUGAUAGCAGCAGGAUUGGCUCAGAAGAGGGAGAGAUCAUUGGAGUGGUCAGGGGAGACUUUAUUGAGCAGGACCAGUAAUCGGUCAUUUGGAUUGGCCAAGAGAAGGCUGGAGGCUACUGAACCAGCAGAAACCAGGCCUCUGCGGAGGGACUUGUGGGAGAGAGAUACAGGUUGGCAUACUGCCUGAGCCUUGAGAAGAAUGGACAGUUUGUUCAGGACAGGGCUAUUGUUAGAUUAAGCUACAAAGAUAGGGGGCAGAGAUCGUAAUUGUAACUAAACUGAACUCUAAAAACAAAAAAAAGGAGCUUAAAUUAUAUCCCAGAAAAUGGAGAUUCGGUGUCAAGAAACCUGGAAGCACCAGCUACUUCACGGGAAAGUCAGGAAAUACUGAAAUCUCGUUUUACGGCAGGGUAAGGCCAUCUUGCUCAAGGAGGGUGUAUGGAUUUUAAGUUUUUCUUUGAAGACUGGGUCCCCCCUUUUCACAGAGGCCAGGAGGUAAAGAGGCACUUGUGGGUCUGACCCACUCAUGCUGAUGUCACUCAUGGGCCUGAUUCCGUGCUGCUGCCAAGCUCCACCUUCCUGAAACUCCCCAGCCCGCGCUUCCUGGGGCGCCUGCAUCCUCCACCCCCAGAGCUGGCCGAAGUAGGAUUCCAGCUUUAGCUCUACUACCGCACUACCAUUGACAAAACACCUACUAAGUGCCAGGCUCUAGGCUUAGGAGAUAAAGACAAAAGAUAGCUCCCAGACCUGUGGGGGAGGCUACAAGCAAUGACUGUGCAAACAAUAGAAAAAUAGACAGAAUUGAUUGGGGAGAGUCUCCAAAGGAAGGUUCUCGGAUUAAGGAGAUCUGGGGAAAACUUCUUGCCAACAGUAGGACUUUGGCUGGGACGUGAAGGAGGAUUGGGGAGGUAAGAAGAGGGCCAGGUUAUUGAGGGGCUUUAAAAGCCAAACAGAAGAUUUUAUAUUUGAUUCUUGAGGUAAUAGGGAGCCACUACAGUUGAUUGGAUGGGAGGAGAGAGAUAUCUUGGCAGCUAUAAGUGCAGGACAAACUAGAGUAGAGAGGAGCAGAGGGGAAGAGACUUGAGGCUGAGGCCUUUUGCCAGGUUAGAGUCUUGUAUGACAUGAUAAGGCCUGUACCCUCUACCUGGGACCAUGUCUCAGGAGAAAGGGAAAGCAUAUGGGAGACCACAUUUGGCAAAUGAUUGGCUCUAGAGGCUGAGCGAGUUGUCGAGGAUGGCUGGUUUGUGAGCUUGGGGACUGGAACAGUGGGGGUACCCUCAACCGUAAAGGGGAAGUUAGGAAGAGGAAGGUUUGGGAGAAAGGUAAUGAGUUAUGUGAAGUCAGCAGAGAAGUUAGGGCAGAAAAGGUAAGUUUGGGAAUUAUUUGCAUCAAGGUUGUCAUUAAGUCUAUGGCAGCCAAUGAGAUCCCCAAGGGAGAGAGUAUGGAGGAAGAAGAGCAGAGGGCCCGGGAGUUCCCACUGAAGCCACUGACCUGCCCCGUGGACACCACAAGAGACAUACAUUGCCUGCCUGCUUCAGAUGGAGCCCGUGAACUAUGAGCGAGUGAGAGAGUACAGUCAGAAGGUCUUGGAGCGCCAGCCUUCCAACGCCAAGGCCCUGUACCGGGCAGGGGUGGCCUCCUUUCACCUGCAGGACUAUGACCAGGCCCGACGCUACCUUCAGGCCGCCACUGACCGGCAGCCAAAAGAUGCCAAUGUCCGGCGAUACCUGCAGCGGACAGAAUCAGAACUAAGCAGCUACCACCAAAAGGAAAAACAGCUUUACAUGGGCAUGUUUGGUUAGCCCAGAGCCAAAGCCUUCUUUAGCCCUCCUUGGAGUCCCCAUGCCCUCCUCCCCAGCCUCCCCGACCCGGAAGCGGGGACUUCAAACAGUCCACCUGUGAUAUACCUCAGCUGGCCUUGGGUUCCCAGCCCUGCACAAACCCAUCCUCUUAGGCAAUCUGAAUCGUCCUCUUCCUCACCGUCUCUGUGUCCAGCAUCACUGUUGUAGCCUUGUGGAGUUUUAUUAUGGGGAACCCCAGAACAAGCCUCCUAGAUACAGAUCUCAGCGAACCACACAUUCCAAGAAAUGGAUGGGGGAGACCCAUCUGUCCGCAGGCUUUCACAGGGCUGGCAAAAGGUGGUGUAGGACGGCUGUCUGGAACCAGGCUUCUGCUCUACCUCCCUAAAGAUCCAAGGCAGCGGAAUCCUGUUGGACAGUUGGGGAUGAUGGGUGUUUGGAUGGUGUCAAGGGACGCCUGAUAGGCUGCAAUGCUCUUUCUGGGCCACAGUCAUUCUUUUUUUCAUGAUAAUUGGAAUCAGAGAUUAGACCCAACUAUAUUAAAACUUAACAUUAGGACGAUCAUUUUUCCCCCCUGGGUCACACUGAUGCAACUCUCUGAUGCCCCAGGACUAAUGAUUGUUUACCUGACUGUGACACCUGAGCCCUGCUUUUUCCCUUCUGGUCUCUGCUUCUGCUUUCUACACAAUAAGCAUUUCUUGCUGAAGUCUGUGUGAGCCUCAGAAAUGAACCCCAUUCAUUCAACUACAGUAGCCAAGUGACCACACAAAGCUGGCCUCUAGGGAAAUGGCUGAAGCGGUCUCAGUCCAUCCCUAGCCUUCCAGAACAUUGUUCUCUGUCCCCUAGUAGUCCCUGUAUUUUUUUCCAAGUGCCUCUCUCCCUCCAAGGACUUGAAGGACAGAAAAAGGGGAUGAGAAGCCCCCAGGAUACCGGGGAUGCACAAAGGGCGGGCUGCUGUGGCCCUCAGUGCUUCUCUGAUCAGGUUGUGAGCCUGUUUUUUUUUUUUUUCAUAAUUGACUGAAUACAAUUGCUUUCCUUUGUAAUCCUGUGUAUUUAAAAACCUCAUUUCCAGUUGGUGUGCUUGCUCUGUGGUUGGUGGUGGUGGUGGGGGUUCUUUAUCAGGCCCCUAUACUGUUCAUUGGGUCCUAUGCAAAGCCAGAACAGACGGCUGUUUGUGGCAAGGCUCUUACGGGUCAGGGGGUGUCAUCUCACACGUCACACAAUCUACACUCAUCUUCGUGCUUGGAAAGGCUCAUGUUCCUGCUGCUAAUGUAGGUGACCACCUUUACACACCUGCUGAAAGCGUUUGGCCCAAAGAUUCACUCACUGGCAGCUAGACUCAUGACGGAAGCGUGGCUGGACCCAAGCUCGGUCUACACUCAUCGGCCGAGGGACGCUUCCAUACUACGGCAAGUCAAUAAAUCCUGGGAAAUCUG
Messenger RNA from Sarcophilus harrisii (Tasmanian devil), 4251 nucleotides. RefSeq names its product tetratricopeptide repeat domain 9C (gene TTC9C). NCBI's taxonomy places the organism in Eukaryota, Metazoa, Chordata, Mammalia, Dasyuromorphia, Dasyuridae. The transcript has 3 exons. The record is from RefSeq and is a predicted model, not a curated record. Gene Ontology annotation, molecular function: protein binding. Bases 2555 to 2818 code for a protein of 87 amino acids.